AUGACUAAUUGUUGCUUUCGAUGUUCUAUAUUUUAUGAAGAUGCACAAGAAGAGGACUAUUUAUUUUUCGAUGAAUAUUUUUUAAAAGAUUAUAAUGAAAAAAAUGAUGAUACAAAAAUAAAAGAAGAAUGUAAUAAUAAAAAGGAACCACCCUUUUUAGAAAAUAAUAAACAAAAAUUCUUAGAUUAUAUACAAAAUGAAGCAGAUAGUAAAAAUUGCCCCCUUAAAGAUAUAUAUAAAGAUAUAUAUAUCAAUUUUUAUGUAUGCAAAAAAUGUUAUGGGUUACAUAAUAUAGAUAUUAUCUUAUUCUAUAAUGAGAACAGCAAAUUUCAUCAUGAUCUUACAAAAUAUGUAGACGAUGUACUCAUUAUAAUAGAUGAAAAUAUAAAAAAUAAUAUUAUUAAUAAUAUGAAAUAUAUUAUCGAAUCUUAUACAAACAAUGUAGAUAUCAUAUUUUUUCUUCUCUAUUUAUAUGUAAAUAAUAUAUUAAAUAGUAAUUUCCUUUUCAACUUACAAUCUUAUAAUGAGUAUUAUAUUAAAAUAAAAAAGUUUAUCGUAUUACAAAAUAUAAUACAAAGUCAUCAACAUUAUUUAAAUAAUAGAAUACAUAAAAUAUUCUCAUAUUUUCUCAUAUAUAUAUUCAUGUUUUUUUCUUAUAAUCACAUCUUUAAAACACUCAAUCUUGACCACUAUCAAAUCAAUCUUAUUACAACCUUGUAUGACAAUUCAGUGUUAGUUUUUAGAAAUAAAAUAUGUGAUCAUAAAAAUAAUAAAAUAAAUUAUAAAGAACAUAUAAACGAUCAAAACUUAGAUGAUAUACAUUUAUACAACGUAACACAUGCUGAAAAUGAUAAUUUUGUUAGUGACCACAGAAAAGGAUAUAAUAAAAAAAGAAAAAAAGACAAUCAAAAAGGAUGUAAAAAUGAAAAUAUUUAUAAAUAUGAUGAAACUAAUAUAUAUACACAUAAUAAACACAAUUAUAAUGAUAAUGACAAUAACGCAGAUAACCAUGAAAUGGUAAGACAUAAUAAAGAUUUAAAAGAAGUAAGUGAUAUAAAACAAAGGGAGCCUUACAUAAGAACAACACAAAAUCCUUCUCAUUAUAACGAACAAGAAAAAGUUAUAUUAAAUGAAUCUAAAACUUAUCAGAUGUAUAUAUCGUUUAAUAAUUUAUGUAUUUGUGGUUAUUAUAAUAAAUAUAAUAAAGAAAUAUCACAAACAGAGUGGGUAAUAAAUAAUAUAUCUAACAGCGUAUUAUCAAUUGAAGAAUGUAUUUCACAUAUUUUCAAUAAUGUUUUUUCUUUUUCGACAUCUACAUUUAUAGGAUCAGGUCGAGAAGAUAAAGAUGCAAGAAUGAUGAAUAUAGGAAGACCAUUCGUUUAUGUUUUAAAAGACACCAAAUUUUCUUUUUUAAAUUUUUUUUUAUUUUUUAGUAAUUUGUCAAAUAAACAAAAAGGAUUGAAAAAUUAUAAUACUAUGAAUCUAAAAACGAUAGAAGAAUAUAACCAAUUUCUUAUACAAGAAAAUAAAAAUAAAAUUAAAAAAGAACAGAAUGAAAAUAUUUUAAAAAAUGAGAUACAAAAAAAUAUAAACCUACCAUAUGAUAAUAACACUCAUAAUCAUCAUCAAAAUGAUAUUAAAGAACAAAAUUUACAAUUUAAUGAUAUAUAUCCAUUAAUUAAAGAAAAAGAUGAAAAUAAUUCCUUAUCUAUUUUAGAUAUCAAAAAAAAUAUUUUUAUGAACAUAUUUUUACAUAUUGAAAAUCUAAAACAACAAUCAUAUAAUAAUAUCAUAACGGAUAUGUCACAAAAUAUUAUUCAUAAUAUAUAUAAUUUAAAUAUUCUUUUUAAACUACCCAUUUCUUAUAGUUUUAAUAAGGAAUUAGAAAUCCUUUUUUCAAAUAUGUGUUCAUUUAAAUAUAAUUCAAAUUAUAUGUAUUCUUUAAAUAUUAAAAAGGACACUGAAACAAAUAUCCUUACUAAUAUAAAAGAAAAAAAAGAACAAAUGAAAAAAAAUAAUGAUAACAACAAUAUAAAUAAUAAUCCACAUGAUAUUAAUCAAUUGACUGAAAUUAAAUUAAACAAUUUAAGUUUUAGUACGAAUUAUGAGUUAGUAAAAAAACUUAUGAAAUAUGGAGAAGAAAGAAAAAAAGAAUAUAAAUGUAUCAUCUAUCAUUCUUCUAAAAUGAAUAAAAAUAAAAUACAACAAAUUAAUGAACAAAUAUAUAAUUAUGAACCACAAACAUUAACAUAUGUAUUAAAUAUUAUGCAGAAAACACCAAUUAGAGUUCUUCAUAGAAGGUCAUUAAUAAAUAGAGAAAGGAAAAUAUUUCAAUUUAAAUUAAUUUAUCUACAUGAACAUUUUUCUUUAUUAUAUUUAUUAGCUCAAUCAGGACUAUAUAUUAAAGAAUUUGUAAAUGGUGAUAAGGGAAGAACCAUACCUAAUUUAAAACAAUUUUUUGGAGAUGACACAUAUGUUAAUAUUUUAAAUCUGGAUGUAGCAACCUUGGUAUAUGAUUAA
Molecule: messenger RNA, 2520 nt
Organism: Plasmodium adleri (nom. inval.)
Lineage: Eukaryota; Apicomplexa; Aconoidasida; Haemosporida; Plasmodiidae
Product: conserved Plasmodium protein, unknown function
Exons: 1
Coding region: 1-2520 (839 amino acids)
Biological process (GO): tRNA pseudouridine synthesis
Molecular function (GO): pseudouridine synthase activity; RNA binding
Source: RefSeq, a predicted model, not a curated record